UCGGAUUCAUAUCACUUCUUUGAAAUCAAUGUUGUGGAAUCACUGUGGACUCUGAUUUGUGGAUUAUAAACGGACUGUGUUGCUUCACUGUGGAAAAAAGAUCGAGUAGAACAAUGAAUCGGCAAGUACUGUUGUUUAUUUCCCUCCUGUCGUUCAACGCAGUGAUCGCGCAGGUCAGCUACUCUAUUCCAGAGGAAAUGUCUAAAGGAUCUCUCGUGGGAAACAUAGCGCAGGAUUUAGGUUUGGAAAUUAAACGUUUGGUAUCCGGAAAAGCAAAAAUCUUCACGAGAAACAGCGACGAGUACAUCGAGCUGAACAGAGAAAGGGGAGUCCUCCUCGUUAAGAAAAGGAUCGACAGAGAGGCGCUGUGUACAGAGACGGCGCUUUGUGCUUUACAUUUCCAGAUCAUUUUAGAGAAUCCGAUGGAGUUUUACACGGUGACUUUACAGAUUACUGAUGUUAACGACAAUGCACCUACAUUUGAGAAAGGUGAAAUGAAAUUCAAAAUUAGCGAAGCAGCUGCAAUCGGCGCAAAAUUUGUUCUGGAAAGAGCUGUCGACCUGGAUGUAGGAUUAAAUGGAGUUCAAAAAUACGAAUUGAAACCUACAGACAACUUUGAUUUGCAAAUGCACAACAAUGCAGAUGGAAAUAAGAACGUGGAGAUGGUGUUAAAGAAGCCUUUAGACAGAGAGAAACAGGAGCAGAUAUCUCUCGUGUUAACAGCGGUAGAUGGAGGAGAACCGCAAAUGUCAGGAACAAUGCUGAUCGUUAUUACGGUUUUGGACGCGAAUGAUAACGCUCCUGUCUUUACACAGCAAACAUACAAAGCUACUGUUAUUGAGAAUUCACCUAAAGGUACAGUUGUUGCUACUGUAACAGCCUCAGAUGCAGAUCAAGGCUUUAACAGCGAGCUCACCUUUUCAAUCACAAAUACAUUAGAAAAUGUGAGGAAGAUUUUUGACAUAAACACAGAUAGUGGGGAGGUUUUUGUGAUUGGAAACAUUGACUUCGAAAAGUCUAAGCUUUUUCAAAUUAAUGUAGUUGCCAGUGACAACGGAGGAUUCACAGACACAUGUAAGGUAAUAAUUGAUGUUCAAGAUGUUAAUGACAAUACACCCGAAAUUAACAUAAUGUCAAAAUCAAAUGUAAUAUCAGAAAAUGCCCCAGUUAGCACAGUUGUUACUAUGAUAAAUAUUGUAGACCUGGACUCAGGAGAAAAUGGAAUUGUAAAGUGUUUCAUUAAUGAAAACAUACCAUUCAUUUUAAAAUCAUCAACAGAUAGUUUCUGUAGUUUAGUGACAGACAGUGAGCUCGACCGAGAAAGAGCUUCUGAGUAUAACAUCACAGUGACCUGCUCUGAUGAGGGAGUGCCCUCCCUCUCCACCAGCGUCACUCUCACCUUACAGAUCUCUGAUGUGAAUGAUAACGCACCUGUCUUUGAGAAGAGCUCAUAUGAAGCCUGCAUUGUAGAAAACAACACACCAGGCCUCUCUAUAUUCACAGUGAAAGCCGCAGAUGCUGACUGGAACCAGAAUGCCCGUGUUUCUUACAGACUGGAGGACUCCUCUGUUAACGGAGUGCCAGUCUCCUCAUAUGUGUCCGUCAGUGCAGAUAGUGGAGUCAUCCAUGCAGUGCGCUCUUUUGACUACGAGCAGAUCAAAGAUUUCCAGUUUCUUGUCAAAGCUCAGGAUGGAGGCUCUCCUCCACUCAGCAGCAACGUGACAGUGAAAAUCCUGAUCCAGGACCAGAACGACAACCCCCCUCAGGUCCUGUACCCAGUGCAGACUGGUGGCUCAGUGGUGGCUGAGAUGGUGCCUCGUUCAGCAGAUGUGGGAUAUCUGGUGACCAAAGUGGUGGCUGUUGAUGUGGACUCUGGACAGAAUGCCUGGCUCUCAUAUAAACUCCAGAAAGCCACAGACAGAGCGCUGUUUGAAGUUGGAUUGCAGAAUGGAGAAAUCAGAACUAUCCGCCAAGUCAAUGAUAAAGACGCAGUCAAACAACGACUGACUGUCAUAGUGGAGGACAACGGACAGCCCUCUCGUUCAGCUACAGUCAUUGUGAACGUGGCGGUGGCGGACAGCUUCCCUGAAGUACUUUCAGAGUUCACAGACCUGAUCCACGACAAGGAGUACAAUGACAACCUGACUUUUUACUUGGUGUUGGCUCUGGCUGUAGUCUCCUUCCUGUUCAUCACCUGUGUGGUGGUGAUUAUCUCAGUGAAAAUCUACAGAUGGAGACAGUCCCGCAUCAUGUAUCAGUCCAACCUGCCUGUGAUUCCAUAUUAUCCUCCACGUUACUCAGACACUUUGGGGACAGGGACUCUCCAACAUGUGUACAACUACGAGGUGUGCAGGACGACUGACUCCAGAAAGAGUGACUGUAAGUUCGGCAGAGCUGGUAGUCAGAACGUGCUGAUCAUGGACCCCAGUUCAACAGGGACGAUGCAGCGGAUACAGAGUGAGAAGAGCAUCCUGGAUGAACCUGACUCUCCUAUAGAGGUUAGACUGCUUUUACAUUCAUCUUGUCCUUAG
Messenger RNA from Salarias fasciatus (jewelled blenny), 2531 nucleotides. RefSeq names its product protocadherin gamma-A2-like. The record is from RefSeq and is a predicted model, not a curated record. The transcript has a single exon. Gene Ontology annotation, biological process: homophilic cell-cell adhesion. Gene Ontology annotation, cellular component: plasma membrane. Gene Ontology annotation, molecular function: calcium ion binding. Lineage: Eukaryota; Metazoa; Chordata; Actinopteri; Blenniiformes; Blenniidae. Bases 114 to 2531 code for a protein of 805 amino acids.